UGGGGCAUCGCCAGUCUAUAGUCUGUCCUUUGCCGAGAACAUCGCCGCCAUGUCCGUGAAGAUGGAAGAGAACUCGAAGAGCCGCCAGCUCUCCCAGUGCAACGAGGACGCAUGGACCACUCUCGCCCGCAUCUCGGAAAUGAUGGGAGACGAUGAAAACAUGCUCAUGUCGUACGAAAAGGUGUUGUCGCACAACCGACUGAACCCCGCCGCACUGUAUGGCAUUGGAUGCUGCUACGAGAAAGCUGAAAGCUACAACAAGGCCGCCGAGUGCUUCCGUGGCCUGGUCAGCCUUGGUGGCGAGCAGCAGAACAACACGGAUGCGUGGGGCCAUUUGGGAUAUUGCUACAUGAUGUUGAACGAUUUGUCCAACGCCCACACUGCGUACCAAUACGCCAUGUACCAGAACCCGCGGUCCCAGAGCGACCCGACGUUGUGGUUUGGCAUCGGACAACUGUACGAGCGGUCGGGGUCCUUGGAACACGCUGAAGAAUCGUUCCAGGCGGUGCUCAACUUUGAACCUCCGUUUAACAUGGCGUUGGAAGCGCGGAUUCGCCUCGGCAUCAUCGCCAAGCAGCGCGGCGACCUCGACGUAGCGAUAGAGCGUCUCAAGUCCGUCUUGCCAAUUGCGCAAACGAACGACAUGCUGAGCGACGUGUGGACGCAAAUUGGCCACGUGUACGAAAUGAAGUCGGACGUGCCACUUGCCCAAAGCUCGUACAUGAAGGUGGUUGAGCUCAACCCGACCAAUGCAAAACCUUUGCAGCAGCUCGGCUGGCUUUGCCUCAAGCACAAUCAGCACGUGGAGGCCAUCAAAUACCUCAAGAAAGCCGUCUCGAUCGACAUGCAAGACGGUAAGGGGUGGUACCUCCUCGGCCGGUGCUACAUGGCCGUCCGAGAGUUUGAAGAAGCGUAUGACGCGUACAAGCACGCUGUCAACUUGGAUCCGUCCAACCCGAACGUGUGGUGUUCGUUGGGCGUACUCUUUUACCAGCUGAACCAGCACUUGGAUGCGCUCGAUGCAUAUUCCCGAGCGAUUAACAUCAACCCCAACAUUUGCGAAGUCUGGUACAACGUCGGUACACUAUAUGACGCGUGCAACCAAACGAACGAUGCCCAAGACGCGUACCAAAAGGCGGCCGAGUUGGGCGCGGACGCCCAGUUCAUCCGUGAGCGCCUCGACCUUCUUCGAGCUCGGGAAGCCAACCAGCCUACGACGGGCAUGCCUGGUGCCAACGCAUCUCCCGGUCCAUCGGAACCGCCGACCACAUCCCCCAUGCCGUCAUUCACGUCCAAGAGCACUCCUCCUGCCUCGAAUCCUGCUCCAGCGCCGCAACAAGGUGGCAGUCUGCAGCAGCCACUCCCUGGUAGCAACCAAGGUCCAUCCAUGGGUGGCCCUCCUAUGUCCGUGCCGCAUAACAUGGGAGGAGGCCCUUCGCAGCAAGGAGGAAACCCUGGCUCAAUAAGCGGCGGCGGCCCUUACAACCCCAACACCGGUGGCGGUGCCCCAGGAAUGAUGGGUGCGCCAGGAGGGAUGCCUCCUAUGCUGGGGCAAGGUCCUUCUAACAGCAUGCGCCCGAUGAGUCAUCGUGGCGGUGGCCCCAUGGGCGGACUGAGCGGUCCGAUCAGUAGUGGUGGCGGCAACAUUGGCAUGGGCGUUCCCCGUGGCAUGAUGGAGCCUCAAGGCCGCCGAUAAGUACUCGAAUUCCACAUCCUGGUGUGGCAUGACCCCGAAUUUAUUGCAGCACCAAUUCAGACGUCGCUAUGUUUCGUUGCCGUGUUGGGUUGUUUGGUACACGAGGCGUAGUCGCUGGACGUGAUCGCGCUGCAGUUGUAGUUUCAAUUCGGCCAAGUGGAGCUACACACUCGAGUUAGA
Molecule: messenger RNA, 1876 nt
Organism: Aphanomyces invadans
Lineage: Eukaryota; Oomycota; Saprolegniomycetes; Saprolegniales; Verrucalvaceae
Exons: 5
Coding region: 50-1696 (548 amino acids)
Biological process (GO): regulation of gene expression
Molecular function (GO): chromatin DNA binding; RNA polymerase II cis-regulatory region sequence-specific DNA binding; protein binding
Source: RefSeq, a predicted model, not a curated record